This is a messenger RNA of Orbicella faveolata, 2322 nucleotides long. Its product is annotated as organic cation transporter protein-like. The record is from RefSeq and is a predicted model, not a curated record. NCBI's taxonomy places the organism in Eukaryota, Metazoa, Cnidaria, Anthozoa, Scleractinia, Merulinidae. Gene Ontology annotation, cellular component: membrane. Gene Ontology annotation, molecular function: transmembrane transporter activity. Gene Ontology annotation, biological process: transmembrane transport.
UAAUACCACUCAGUGUUCUCUCAAAAUAGCUCGCGGAUGUCUCUAAUUUACGGGUCGACAUCUCUAGCGGGCACAGCCUUGUAUUUGGCCUCGCGCAAUGAUGUAAAAUGAAGCAUCGGCUCUUCUACAUUACCCCACCCAAAUUCGAUUUAAGCCAAUCAGGACCGUCUGCUAAGUUUCUGACCGGAUAUGGCCGGAUGUAUGGCCGUUUUUUCAGUAUGGUAACAACAUAAGCUUACAUAAUCAUAGCUUUAUGGCAAUCUUCAGCUGUGUGUCAGGCUCGUUUUGUCUCGCCAUCGUGAGGUAUUUAGCUCGAUUGGGUCUCGCCAAAACACAAGUUAUGGCUCCACCAAAUUCGCUUAAACGUUUAAAACAAAAUAAAGACAAAAGCAUUUAAGGCAUUGAAUUAAUUGUUUGAUUUAUUAUUCUUGAUGUUUUUUUCAGUUUGACUUGGUCUGCAGUCGUGGCUUCAUGGCAUGGCUAGCUAGCGGCGCCAUAUUGUUUUUCGGUAAGGCAGUUGGAGCCAUCAUUCUUGGUUCUUUAGCCGACAAAUAUGGCCGCAAAAGUGUUCUUUUCCCUUCAUUGUUGAUUGUACUACUCUUCUCGUUUGCAAUGGCAUUUGCAAAGGUCUUCUGGAUCGUCGCUGUGUGUCGUUUCAUCGUCGGAUUUUUUGAGGUUGGCUGUCUACUUUCAAUGUUCGUUUUAGCAACUGAACUAGUUGGACCUGAGAAGCGAGCCUUGGCAGGGAUAGUGGUGUGGUUUUACUUCACGGCAGCCCUGAUGAUUCUGGGUCUUAUCGCCUAUUUUGUACGUGACUGGCGCACACUUCUGAUCUUAUCAUCAGCUCCGUGGAUUUUUACUCUGGCAUUUUGGAAACGUACUAACCCGAAUUUUGUUCGAAGAUUUAUUCCAGAAUCUGUGCGGUGGCUACUCGUAAACGGAAGCAAAGAAGAAGCCCGAGAAAUCUUGUCGAACGUAGCAAGGGUCAACAAGAAAGACAUGCCAAGCGACGAACUUCAAGUCCCAGCGACUACAACCAAUAAAGGUUUCUUGGAACUCUUUAAGACACGGAAACUGGCCAAGCUGACACUCAUUCAAAUAAAUAGUGGCAUGGGUAUAGUAGCUCUUGCAAGUGACAUUGGAGGUUCCUGUUCGCCAUUUGUUGUACAGAUGACACGUGUUAACGCCAUUUUGCCGUUUGCCUUUAUGGGCGGUUUGUCUUUCAUUGCAGUCCUUUUCUGCUGGUUUCUUCCCGAGACCCUCGGGAAAAGGACCCCUGAAGUAAUAGAAGACACUGAGGUGAAGCAAGGUAAAGAAAUCAUGGAACUGAGGCAGCAAGAGGGAACCAAAGAUCGCAACAUCUUAGGUUACAUUGCUGGUCGAGUGACGCUUGGCUCCCUGGGUAAAAUGUUUAUUACCACUUCCUUCGACUCCUUGUUUAUUUUCUCAGCCGAACUCUUUCCAACCGUAGUGAGGAAUAGUGGUAUGGGCAUGGUGUCCAUAGCCAGUCGUCUCGGGGCUGCUUGUGCGCCGUUUGUGGUUCAGAUGACGCGUAUUAAUCCCAUCAUGCCCUUUGCCUUUAUGGGCGGCUUGACCAUGUUUGGAGCUUUGCUGUGUUCGAUUCUUCCUGAAACCAGGGGACGAAGUACUGCCGAAGUCUUCGAAGACACCGCGGAGAAACAACAAGAAAAAGAACACGCCUUGGAGGAACACAAGAUGAAAAUCCUAGUCGAAGAAUCCCCCAAAGAUUGUUCCGAUAAAGAACAAGCCUUGACGGAACAAAAGAAGGAACUCCAGGACGAAGAACCCCUCGUUGAUCCUCAAUAAUGGAUGGUUUUAAACCUGAAUCUUUUAUUCAAAUAUUAAAUCGCGACCGUUAUGCAGGGAAAUCAGAUUUCCUCAACUUUCCAACCUGUCGGAAUUGCUUUUUGGUUGGACACACAUAUUUUUAUUAUUAUAAGGCAAUCAUUAAAUGUUAUAAACAUAGCUACAUUGUCACUAAAUAGGUUACAAGUUUGCGCACAGCAUUGAACUUUCUGUACGCAUAUUUCACUGACGAAGCUGGACCUCUUUGACUACUCCCUCAUACAGUGAAAUUCACCCGUAGUCUAAUAAUCUAAAAUUAAGUUCUCUAUUUCAUACUGAGGGGCGUGCCAAUUAGAGAACAGAAACUUUUUUUUUUCGUCAUUUUCCACGAUUUUGUUUUAGAAGUCUUGGGAAACUUCUGCUACGAUAAACAAAACAGCAUCGCGUUCAGUUGACCUACCUGUAAAGCUGUAUGUGAUAAGCAAAAAUAAAAAUAAACAAGUCAAUUCUGUUGUA